CUCACAGAGUGUUUUAGUUUUCAAAUUUGUUUCCGAAAGAGUACAUGUCUGGAAAUCUUAUCUAUUAGACUCCAUUUUAGUGUUUCCUAGAAAACUACUCCAACAACGUUAGUGUUUUCUCAGUUCCAAAUCUCAAUCCCUCUCUCACUGUGUGAGCCAUCGCUCCAUAGAGUUUUUUUUUUCCAUUUUAUCUCAGGCGACAAAAUGGAGAACGGAAACACGUUCAGCCAUCAAGCAUUGCAAGGUGACAUUUUUGGAAACACGUUAGGAGCGAGGGAGUUGAUGCUUUUGAGGGAAAUGGAGAAGAAGAGGAUCAGAGAAGAGAUCAUCACAUCGGGGUUGUUGCACAGGCGGGAGUUGGAAGCCGAAGUCAUUCGGGAGAUGAUGAUGGAGGGGGAGAUUGGUGCGGGUAGCAUCGACAUAGGGUUGUCGUUGAAGGAUUCUUCGUUGUACCCAGAGGUGCAGGGAUAUGGGCUUGGGGAAAGGCAGAUUGGGUUGGGCAGGCAACAACAGCAGCAGGGGGAGAAUUACAGGAGGACGUCGGUGGUUGACUGGACGGAAGAUGGCGGAGUUCUUGGUGCUUGUCCAUUUCAACGCGAUCCAAAGGCUGUAUUGGCGAGUAGGAUUGCAACUGAACCAACCAAGGACGUUAGCAAGGAACAAGGGAUCCCAUCGGCUAAGCCUUUGGACUCGGGUGUUUCUGGGAUAAAGAGGAAAUCUGAAGCAACAAUAACUGAAUGUAUCAAAGAUACGCCCUCACUCGUUUUGAGCAAAAAGUUACAGCAAGAGUGGACUUGUUCUCUGUGUCAGGUCCCUGCCACAUGCGACCAAGGUCUGAAGGACCACUUUCGAGGAAGGAAGCACAAAGCGAAGGAAAAAAUAAUAGAAGAAGCCACUAAACUAGUAAACAAAAAUGCUGAAUAUUCUGACGCAUUGGUGGAGGAAUCUGAAUAUUCAAAUGAACUGGGAAUAAACCUAGCUAAGCCUUUGGACUCUGGCGUUUCUGGGAUAAAGAGGAAAUCUGAAGCAACAAUAACUGAAUGUGUCGAAGAUGGGCCCUCACGCAGUUUGAGCAAAAAGUUACGGCAAAAGUGGACUUGUUCUCUGUGUCAGGUCCCUGCCACAUGCGAGCAAGGUCUGAAGGACCACUUUCGAGGAAGGAAGCACAAAGCGAAGGAAAGGGCAAAAGCAGAAACCACUAAACCAGUGAACAAAAAUGCUGACAAUUCUGAGGCGUUGGUGGAGGAAUCUGAAUAUUCAAAUGAACUGGGCAUGAACGAUGUCAAUGCCGUUGAUUCUGGAGUGAAGCUAAAAGUGGAGUUGAAGAAUGCAAAUGAUGGUGCUGAAUUGAGUGAAAAUGAGAUCACCACAGGUUCAAAUGUUGGUUGCACAUUCUGGUGCAACACAUGCAAGUUUGGAACCAACACUGAAGAGGAAAUGACCGUCCAUCGGGUGGAGAAGCGACACAUGACUCUGUGGCAGGAAAGUGGUGGCGGUGUCACAGCUAAGAAAACCAUGCCAGAUGAAAUGAAGUACGUCUGCAAGACUAAUGGUGCAGCAGCUGAGGGAAAGGAGGAAUCAGACUGAGAGGGGAAUGAUCAGAAUGUAGAUGAAGCCGGCGGCCGCUUAUAGAUCAUAGUGGUUUCAUAGUGCUCUUAUGCCCUUCUUUCUCCUCUCUUUAGUGAAGUAUAUGUUUGAAAAUUUCUGGCUCCGCCGCUGAGUAGACCAGCUCGAAUCGUUAGGUCUUCAAGACUGUUUUGUAACUGCUGCAUGAAUUCCAAUUGUUGUUUUGCUUUGCA
Molecule: messenger RNA, 1799 nt
Organism: Rhododendron vialii
Lineage: Eukaryota; Viridiplantae; Streptophyta; Magnoliopsida; Ericales; Ericaceae
Exons: 4
Coding region: 205-1587 (460 amino acids)
Molecular function (GO): zinc ion binding; nucleic acid binding
Source: RefSeq, a predicted model, not a curated record